AUGUAUUAUUUCUGCUUUCAUGGCAAUGAUUUUGGUUUAUUAAUAAUGCCGACUUUAACCACCUCGCGAAUUGACAAGUUGAAUGAUAUUCUGGUGUCAGCUGCUUCAUCAGACGCUAUCUCGAUGCUUAUUCAAUCAAUCGAUGAAAAUGCAGAUUUCACGGUUGAAGAUCCUCCUACCACCCACCUACCUGAUACAGCAAAGAUAUUUGAGAGUUUAUCACAAAAACAAAAGCAGGUCGAUGAAUAUACACGCAGAAUCGACGACCUUCGCGAAAGGAUAAGAACUAUGCGUCAACGUGUGCUCGAAAAAUUAAAAGAUGCUGGUUAUAACGAUGGUGAUGUUCCUUUAUUCUACGAGGAAGCAAAUUUCAAAGUCAAUCAUCUGACAAGCAUAAUGGUGAAGAAACGCGAAUUCUUAGAGGAAGCAAUACAUCUAAGAGAUAUUGAGAAAGAAAAACUUGAUGUUUCACAGCGGGAAGCAAACACCACAACCAAUGUACAGCAAUCACCCAGUCCAGAGGCGGAUGUUAACACAUUGAUUGAAAAGUGGAUGAACAGUCGAUUAGGUGAUCUGUCGCUUCUUGACAAUACUCAUGUUGUUCUGGACACUUCUGCAUCUUCCAUUCUUAAGGACAAUCCGACAACAUCUCCUGCAAGUGGCGGCAGGAUUAGGUGUCUCCUCAAGCAGCCUCAUAAUUGUGAAGCAGCUUUCGGUGUCGAUAAUUUGCAUCCCCUUGGUGGAUCUAUGGAGGCCAUGAAAAUUGCCCAGGCUGCAACACAGGCUAUGACUCCUUCGGUAGCUGUUAACUACGCCAUUUGGAAGCAGCUUUCAGAAACAAUAAAGUAG
Molecule: messenger RNA, 849 nt
Organism: Echinococcus granulosus
Lineage: Eukaryota; Metazoa; Platyhelminthes; Cestoda; Cyclophyllidea; Taeniidae
Exons: 8
Coding region: 1-849 (282 amino acids)
Source: RefSeq, a predicted model, not a curated record